Tarenaya hassleriana is the source of this 782-nucleotide messenger RNA. RefSeq names its product AP-1 complex subunit sigma-1-like. Lineage: Eukaryota; Viridiplantae; Streptophyta; Magnoliopsida; Brassicales; Cleomaceae. Gene Ontology annotation, biological process: vesicle-mediated transport; intracellular protein transport. The record is from RefSeq and is a predicted model, not a curated record. Gene Ontology annotation, molecular function: clathrin-cargo adaptor activity. Bases 103 to 588 code for a protein of 161 amino acids. The transcript has 7 exons. Gene Ontology annotation, cellular component: intracellular membrane-bounded organelle; membrane coat; AP-1 adaptor complex.
GGGAAGAAAGAAACCAAUUUCCUUUCUUCACGAUAAUCUGCUUGAGGUGCGAUCUCCUAGGAACCAGUGCUACAGGUUUGUUUCGUCUGAUUUACGAAAAUCAUGAUACAUUUUGUGCUUCUAGUUAGUCGGCAAGGAAAGGUGAGGCUCACCAAAUGGUAUUCGCCUUAUACGCAGAAGGAAAGAUCUAAGGUUAUACGUGAACUCAGUGGGGUAAUUCUGAACCGAGGUCCCAAGCUCUGCAAUUUUGUCGAAUGGAGAGGAUACAAGGUUGUCUACAAAAGAUAUGCGAGUCUGUACUUCUGCAUGUGUGUUGAUCAGGACGACAAUGAGUUGGAGAUCCUUGAGAUGAUCCAUCACUAUGUUGAGAUACUUGACCGCUACUUUGGUAGUGUGUGUGAACUGGAUUUGAUUUUUAACUUCCACAAGGCGUAUUAUAUACUGGAUGAGCUCUUGAUUGCUGGUGAACUUCAAGAGUCAAGCAAGAAAACAGUAGCUAGGAUUAUAUCCGCUCAGGAUCAAUUGGUGGAGGCUGCGAAAGAGGAGGCCAGUUCAAUAAGUAAUAUAAUCGCUCAGGCUACCAAAUAGUUUCUUUCUUGUUUGCUCAUAUGUGGUAAACAUGUUUGCGUUGUGCUCUCUCUCUCUAUCAUUUCUUUCUUUCUUUUCGAGGAACUUCCUCUCAAAAUCACAAUUGGACUAGAUCGAUGAAUAGUUUGCUAUGUUUGAUCCUGUUUGUAAACAAGAACGCAGAGUUUAUAUCGUAAGAGAGAUGUUGCGAGUAA